This is a messenger RNA of Chelonia mydas (Green sea turtle), 3532 nucleotides long. RefSeq names its product WD repeat domain 49 (gene WDR49). Bases 256 to 3414 code for a protein of 1052 amino acids. The record is from RefSeq and is a predicted model, not a curated record. Lineage: Eukaryota; Metazoa; Chordata; Testudines; Cheloniidae. The transcript is spliced from 19 exons. Gene Ontology annotation, molecular function: protein binding; calcium ion binding.
ACGGAUAGAAUGCUGGAGACUAUCUUUAAUGGUCUGGUAUGUUAGAAAUAAAAUUAAAAGUGAAGAGUUAAAAAUGUUUUUAUUGCUUUAUUUAAAUUGACCUUUUCCAUCUUGAUGUACGUUGUCUCAGAAUUUGAGCUAUUGGAUUUCUACAAAAAAAACUUUAAAAAAAAUAAAUAAAAUUCUUCUUCUUAAAGGACAAAUUCUGAGCCAAGUACUCCCCAGUGUGCCAGAAGAUGUUAAAGUGAAUCAAGCAUGAGCUACACAAAUCUUUCACUUAACGACUUCCAGCCCAGUGCUGGGUGUCUGACCUCAGACAGAACAGAAGACACUGCAGCAAUGAAAAAUGUUGUGGAACAACUUGAAAACAGACUAAGUAUUUAUGAUUUUAUGAAAAUGCAGGAGAUUUUUAUGUCUCCAGGUUUAAAUGGAAGAGUGGUCAUGACUAGAGAAGAGUUCACAGAGCAGAUGUGUGCAGUGAUCAGACCAAGUACUAAAGAAGAAUUUGGUGAGAUGUUUGAUAAGAUAGAUUUGACCCGAGAUGGUAUCAUUGACUGGGACAAAGUGACCUCUUUCAUGCUCUUAGACCUUAAUGAGAAGGAUGAACGAACGAGAUCAUCAGUCAUUCCCCAGUGGAAGAAUCUCCGACUUCUUUCACCCAUCCACAAAGAUAUUAUUCAAAAAGUAACUUUUUUGAAAGGCUCCAGCUGUUACCUGACUGUAAGUAGAAAUGGAUUGCUGGGAGUCUGGGGAGAAAACUUAAAGCUACAGAGAACUCUGCAGAUUACUACAGAAGCUGUCAAACUGAAAGAUCUCUGGGUGACAACACUGGUCUCGCUAGCAAAUGUAAACAAGAUAGCUAUUGCUUUUACGAACAAAGAAAUCUGCUUCUAUGAUCUGAAUUCCAAGCAAGGAUUGUCUUGUCAGUACAGGCUGCAUGGCCUCCAGGGAACAGUGAUAUGUAUGGACUAUUGGUAUAACCCUCAUGAUGGAAAUGAAGCUAUUCUAACAUUGGGGGAUGUCUCUGGACAGGUUCAAGCCAUUUCCUUUACCACUGCUCUGAUCUCUUUGUUUGAACGACCUGCUAGCUCCCCUGAAGGUGAAGAAGCAACUGUGACCAUUAAUUGGCAGGAGCUGGUCUCUGGGUAUCACAAAUGCUGCUAUAUGUUAAAGCACAAACUUCAUUAUAAAGAUUGGGUCAAGCAAGUUGCAUACAGCUCUUCUUUUGAUGCCUUUAUUUCCAGUACAACCAGUAAUGUUAACACAUUGGUGCUGGCUUGGAGAGAAAAAUUAAAGCCUCGCCUUAAAACUACAUCCUUUGACAUUGCCCGGGGAAUUAAUGCUUUUGACUUCCACUCUCGACUCAACUUAAUCGCUACUGCUGGCAUCAAUCACCGAGUUUGCCUCUGGAACCCCUACGUCACCUCGAAACCUGCUGGAGUUCUUCAAGGCCAUUCAGCCAGUGUAAUAGCUGUUCAGUUCAUUACUGAACGAAAACAGCUUUUCAGCUUCUCGGAGGACAAGGUGUUAAGGCUCUGGGAUAUUCAGCAUCAGCUGUGCAUCCAGAGGAUUGUGGGCUCAUUUCCAAAGUGUCUGGACUUCCAAUCCACCCUUUAUUUUAAUGAAGCUCAUGGACGGCUUUUUAUCUCAUUUAAUAACCAGCUGAUGUUAUUGGAAAUGAAGCAGGAAACCGGCAGAAAGGUCACAAGUCAUGGGAAAGCAGUUACUUGUGUUCUUUACAAUUCAGUUUUUAAGCAGGUAAUCAGCUCAGAUACAGGAUCUACCGUUACCUUCUGGCUGAUAGACACUGGGCAGAAAAUCAAACAGUUUACUGGUUGCCAUGGCAAUGCUGAGAUCAGCACUAUGACGCUGGAUGCAACUGAGACAAGGCUCUUAACUGGAAGCACAGAUGGAACAGUAAAGAUUUGGGAUUUCAAUGGACACUGUCACCAUAAACUCAGUGUUGGAAGAGACCGAGCAGUUGACAUCUCCCAGAUCAUGGUACUAAAGAGGACUAUAUUAGUUACAGGCUGGGACAGAAUAAUUACUGUCUUCCGACUGAGCAACUUGACUCAGUUUUUUGUUCUGCCUGCAGAAUGGAAAGGAGGAGUGCAGCAUCAAGAUGACAUCCUAUGUGCUGCGUUUUUACCUCCACAUACUCUAGUUACAGGGAGCUGUGGUGGUGAAAUUGUUGUCUGGAAUAAUAGUACAGAAAAUGCUUACCUUAAAAUGUACCUGGAUCCCCAAAAAUCUCUGAAAUCCAAAUCAGAUACUCUGUUACUACAACAGCAACUUAGUUCUGCUCGAAGAAUGUCCUCUAGAAGACAUACAAUGUCUGUAGCUGACUUCUAUGACACUGACCCUGAGUGCAACAAUGCUAUUACUAAGCUUUUAUUCCUAGAAGCUAGAAAGAAUAUUUCAGUGACAGGUGGAGCAAACUUAGUGUCAUGUGGAGGUGCUGGCUAUGUUAGGUUUUGGAAUACCUUGAAAAGCCAGCUCAUGGCAGAGUUUGAAGCCCACAGUGGAGCUGGAUCCAUUAUCAUGACCAUUGAUAAAAUGAGUCAAUACCUCAUUACUGGGGAUCUAGCUGGAUGGGUGAAAAUAUGGAAUAUACAGGACUACUGCCUUGGUUCCAGUGAGAACAAGGUAACCCAGCCACCUCGCCUGAUAAGAUCAUUUCAGCCACACAAUGACUGUGUUACUUAUCUGGAGAUCUGUGUGCGAAGCAGUUGCCUGCUCAUCCUCUCCUCCUCUUCAGACUGCAGUAUUGUUCUUAGUGAUGUGUAUGGUACAACAAUUGGAAUAUUUGGCCAGGAGGAGCACUGGCGAAUUGAAAAUGCUCCUUCCCACCCCAAAGGAGAACAAAAUCAAGAUAAAAAUGUGGGCCAAAGGGAAGAAAAGGAUGACGUUCUAAAGAAAAAAGAAGCCCCUGUUCUUGGAGGAGAGCCAUCUCCUAAACCCCCAGAACAAGCUAUACUUGGUAUGGAAGACAAAGAAGAAUCUGUAAACAUGAUCAGUCCAUGGGAAAACACGAUAUUGGGUAAAAAAUACAAAGAAAGCAAAAUCCAGAAAGGAAAGAAACAUAAGUUCUUCAAUGGGAAGACCAUGCAAAACUCCACUGGAACAUUUAGGUCAUUAAAUAUUGGAGCCCUUGAGGACGUUGUUGAAAUGAACAAGCCUGACUUUGUUCUAAACCCUGAUAAAUACUUCAGGGAAAUGACUGAGGAGAAGUGCCCUGAAAAUCUGAAGCUCCCUACUCUUUCAGAAACCUUGAAAGCUGUAUUUGAUGAGAAGAGCCUGUUCCCAAAAGAAAUUCUGGAUCGUGAACAAAAAGCAAGGCAACUAUGUGAGCAAAUGUGCAACGAAGGCAAGAUGAAAAGAAAUAAGAAGCAAGCAAAGAUGAAAGAAAAAUAAACCUUCCUGUUACAAAGAAGAACUGUUUUUGAUCAUCUUGGCAAUAUGGAAAUAAAUAUCAGUGAACAAUUGCACCAAUAAGUCAAGCACAAAACAAUUAAACUACAGAUCUUGAAUG